Molecule: messenger RNA, 872 nt
Organism: Aspergillus steynii IBT 23096
Lineage: Eukaryota; Fungi; Ascomycota; Eurotiomycetes; Eurotiales; Aspergillaceae
Exons: 2
Coding region: 243-725 (160 amino acids)
Source: RefSeq, a predicted model, not a curated record
ACUCGGAUUGAAAACACACCCGGACAGCAGGGAGGAGAUGCCAAAGACGGCACCAUUGUGAACCAGGAGACCGGUUGACCCUUGGAAGAGCAACAGGGCUCCCAAGGAGGUGUGAACGGGAGUAAACAUUGACGCGUGAAAUGCCAACCCUAUUCCCUUGUCAAUGAAUUCAAUUGAACUGCAGUUGCCUCUGCUCGACCUCCGUGGUUGUAUCCAUGAGUAACAACAAGACCAGUACGUAGAUGGCUGGCGAGAGGGUGAAUCCCGACCGGAUGACCGGGGAGAAUCAGCAGAUUCUGUGGUCGGCGACCAGGGCAGCCGUUGCCAUUGCGUCAAGACCAGAUGGUCCCCGAGCCAGCAGAGUUUGGGCGUCCCGUGAAACGGAGAUCCUUUGGAGGAUUCGUGUCCUGCUCCGCGAAAGACACAUUGCGGGGGGUGUGUCUUCGUCUACUUGGGAGGAUGUGCUACCAGACCUGUAUCAAUCUCCAUCCUCAGAUUCAGACCGCGAUAGCGCUCUCUCGGACCCUGCGUCUGAAUCCCUGCAUGUGCCCGAUAAUCCUGAUUCAUCCAAUGUUACACCAGAGUGCCGAGGGAUUGCCCUGAGGACCGGCGAUCGAACUACUGCGCCAGUCCUUCGAGAACGCUUCGGUCGGGACCCUGUCCGAAUACCGCGAUAUUACCGGGGAACUGCCACUCUGGCCAAUGAACGUCCUGUCCUUCCGUAACUUAACAUAUCUCCGGUUAUAAUACAGUUCGAGCUCGGAACUGUUCGUACCCGAUGCCUAAGGCAGUUGCCAGGCUGCAGAUCCAUUCUGGCAUUAUUUUCAAUCGGUGGCUGGCCUUAUACGCCGCAGAUCAGUGUGACCUAUCUU